This is a messenger RNA of Paramacrobiotus metropolitanus, 2990 nucleotides long. RefSeq names its product anoctamin-4-like. The transcript is spliced from 22 exons. NCBI's taxonomy places the organism in Eukaryota, Metazoa, Tardigrada, Eutardigrada, Parachela, Macrobiotidae. Gene Ontology annotation, molecular function: protein dimerization activity; chloride channel activity. Gene Ontology annotation, biological process: chloride transmembrane transport. Gene Ontology annotation, cellular component: plasma membrane. The coding region runs from base 162 to 2816 and encodes 884 amino acids. The record is from RefSeq and is a predicted model, not a curated record.
ACACAAACACUUCGUUCCAUUCCGAGCGAGAAAGUCUGUUAAAUUUCACAUCGAUGAAGACUUGGUUGACUUGUUGCGAAUACCUUGCGAGUCGCUGCUGGAUUGUGUAAUCAGUUUCUCUGGCAAUGUACUCAUAAAUGUAGUGCGGAAGUUAUAAUAAAAUGGUUCAUAAGCAUUAUAACCAAACCGCAACAUUAGCCACGGAUGAAGAAGCUGCUGUGCCAUUGCGGAAUCUGAAGCCGCGCAGUUCUGUUCAAUAUGGUGUGACGGGAGACGAUGAUACACUUUUCUUCCGCGAUGGGCAACGGCGAAUUGACUUUGUGCUGGUGUACCGUACUGGCGGCGUGAAAGCAGUGGAUCACAAACGCGAGCAGCAACGAGCCGAUUUCCAGGAGGAGAUUGAACUGCAGGGAAUUGACUUCGAACAGGAAGUGAAAUCUAUUCCUGGUCAACCGCCAGAAGUUAAACUCUGCUUCGUCAAAUUGCAUGCAACAUGGGACUUACUCACGAGAUAUGCCGAUAUCAUGAAAAUUCGCAUGCCUUUGAAGACCGAAUUGGAAACGUUUCCCGAAGAUACGUUUUCUCGUUACUGCCCGAACCUGGUGGUUGACCGGACACUUCUUCCCAAGCUUCCCCAUUAUGUCACUACUGGUUUUUCCAAAUCCAAGGAGGCACUAUUUCACAUCGUGGACCAAGACACAUUUUUUUCACCGUCGCAGCGAAGUCGGAUAAUUUGGGAAUGUCUAUCCCGAAUAACAACAACGUCUGGCAAGCAUCAUAUGGGUAUACAAAAACUUCUAGGAGACGGCACAUUCCAAGCAGCAUAUCCACUGCACGAUGGUCCAUAUGAAGAAAAAUACAAGAGACCGUCGAACUUGCGAGCAAUCUUGUACAAUCAGUGGGGUAGAUUUGCCAGAUUUGUCAAGUUCCAGCCAGUCACCUACAUCAAAAAUUACUUUGGAGAACGGGUUGGGUAUUAUUUUGCUUGGAUGGAAUUUUACACAUUGAUGUUGAUACCGGCGGUUAUCGUGGGAUGGAUCUGCUUGUUGUAUGGUGCGGCUAACGUAAAAGGCGACAUCCCGGCACAAGAACUCUGUACUUCGAAGGAUAUGGGAAUGACCGUCAUGUGCCCGAUUUGUGAAAGGCGUUGUCCGUACUGGAGAUUGAAGGACAAAUGUCAUUUUGCUCAGGCAACAUAUUUGAUUGAUAAUCCGGCGACGAUCUGUUUUGCUACAUUUAUGGCAUUGUGGUCAUCGUUGUUUAUAAUGUUGUGGAGAAGGAAGCAAAAUAUUUUAUCGUGGAAUUUUGACACGUACGAUGUGUUAGAACAAGAGGAGCCAGUCCGUCCAGAAUUAGAGGCGCGUUUUCAGCCUGAGAACUGGAAAAUAAAUCCUAUAACAGGCGUUAAGGAGCCAUACAUUUCACCCGUCCGUCAAUUCUUUCAAUCGGUUCUGUCCGGCACCGUGGUAUUGUUCAUGAUAUUUUUGGUUUUUGCUGCUACUUUUGCAACAAUUGUGUACCGUGUGACUUUAAACAUCGCCAUUUAUUCCGCAACCCGAGCGAGUCAGGAUAUAAAUGAGACCGCGGGAGAUUCAACUACUCUAAAGUAUUCCACAUAUAUUGUCAGUAUUACCGCCGCGUUCCUCAACUUGAUCGUUAUUUUAAUCCUUAACGGGGUUUAUUUUUGGAUUGCUAAAUGGCUGACUGAAAUGGAAUAUCCUAGAACGCAGACAGAAUAUGACAACCGUCUCACUAUGAAAUACUACAUCUUCGAAUUUGUCAACACGUAUACAUCGUUGUUUUAUGUUGCAUUUUUCAAAGGACGUUUUCCCGCUGCAAUCCCUAACAACAGAAUUCUUGGUGAUGUUCCAGUAGAUCGGUGCGACAAAGCCGGAUGCCUGAUUGAGUUGACGAUCCAGUUGGGUGUCCUCUUCCUUGGCAGCAGCUUAGCCAAUAUUAUCAGUGAGAUUCUGGUGCCAUGGUGUAUCCGCCGCUACCGCAACAUCCAAAGUCCGAAGCUGAAAUCGCAGUGGGAACAGGACCAUGAUUUGGCCAGCUUUCCGACAAUGGGAAUGUUUAUGGAAUAUAGCCGAAUGGUGACUCAGUUUGGAUUCAUCACCAUGUUCGUGGCGGCAUUUCCAGUAGCACCGAUAUUUGCCUUGGUCAACAAUUUAAUUGAAAUUCGUUUGAAUGCCUAUAAAUACUUAACGUUUUUUCAACGCCCCGUUGCCUUAUGGGUGAGAAAUAUUGGCGCCUGGGGAAAAAUUCUGGAAAACGUGGCAAGAUUUUCCGUUAUCACAAAUGCAUUUAUAAUUGCAUUUACAUCCGAUUUCGUUCCGCGAUUGACCUAUAUGUUGGCUUAUUCCACGGAUGGAACACUUAUGGGAUAUAACAACUGGACUUUGUCAGCGUUUAACACAGAAGACUUUGCUUUCGACAGUAAGCCUGAGUUUCCUGGUCACGAUGAAUUUGACCCUUUGAAUCCCCCUGGACUAUGCUGGUAUUACGAAUUCCGCACUCCUCCAUGGGAUAUCAAUUCAAAGCGAUAUGCUUUCUCGAUGACAUAUUGGAAUGUCUUGGCUGCCCGAGUGAUUUUGGUUCUAGUUUUUGAGCACUUUGUUAUGGUUGUGACGAAACUGAUUUCAAUUUUCGUUCCGGACAUGCCGCGAUCGUUGAAAAUUAAGAAACUGCGUGAUAAUUUCGUUGCAAAGGAGGCCUUUUACGAAGCGGAAUACCGCAAACAAGAACCAAUGCGUCGCGCUGCUACGGCUAAUCGCUCAAAGACACCGCAAACACAGCGCAGAACCGAGCUGUAAACUGUCCGUUUGUUGUCCGGUGAUUUUUUUAAAUUUGACUUUUUCACUGUCCAGUGUCCACUCUUAUGCCAUAUCAGAGCGUAUGUGCUGGUUUUAUGAUUUUAGAACUACUCAGGGACCGUUCUGUUUGUAUUUUUCAAAGCAAUACUGAAAAUACUCGGGUAUCGGAAUCGA